AUGGAACUCAAGGGGUACUAUUUUGCCACCAUUGAAAUGAUUCAAGAAGCGGUGAUCCAAAAGUUCAAGAACAUUCCUGAAGCUGACUUUUCACGGGCCAUGGAAAAAUUGGGUGAUUGCGCUAGAAGAUGUAUAGAAUAUAAUGGUGACUAUUUUGAACAAAAAAUUGCUUAA
Messenger RNA from Cinara cedri, 174 nucleotides. The record is from the annotation of a GenBank genome assembly. NCBI's taxonomy places the organism in Eukaryota, Metazoa, Arthropoda, Insecta, Hemiptera, Aphididae.